Molecule: messenger RNA, 546 nt
Organism: Micromonas commoda
Lineage: Eukaryota; Viridiplantae; Chlorophyta; Mamiellophyceae; Mamiellales; Mamiellaceae
Exons: 1
Coding region: 1-546 (181 amino acids)
Source: RefSeq, a predicted model, not a curated record
AUGCGGUCGACCUCGCGCCCGGUGCUGGAGUUGCCCUCCGUCGACGCCGCCAAGACGUGGAUCAACUCGGACGAGUACCGCGCGAUCAAACCGAUACGGACGGACAAUUCCACCGGCCCGGUCGCGAUGUUCGCCGCCAACAUGCUCCCAGACGGGUUCGACACCUCGUCCUUCGGCGCGUACAUCUCGACGAUCAAAAAGUUCAAGUCCCCCGAGGACAAGGCGAAAUUCGCCGAGACCUAUCCCCCGCUGCUGAAGGCGAACAACGCCAAGUUCGGCGCCACGAUGAUCGCCAGGGUGCCCAUGCGAGGCGACGGGUCCGAUGCCUUGCUGUACUCCGAGAACUGCGAGGACAUGCACCUCGCGGUGCUCAUCGGCUUUCCCACGUACGAAGGCGCGGUUGCGUAUUUGUCGGAUCCAGAAUUUGGCGUGGCGCAAACCAAGUGCAGGCUGGACACGAUGGUCGGGCCCCUCGCGGUGGUCAAGGCGACGUCGCGGGCGGACGGACCGUUCCCGCAGUACAGCGGCGUGCCGCACGAGCGUUAG